Molecule: messenger RNA, 2313 nt
Organism: Ilyonectria robusta
Lineage: Eukaryota; Fungi; Ascomycota; Sordariomycetes; Hypocreales; Nectriaceae
Product: kinase-like domain-containing protein
Exons: 3
Coding region: 486-1949 (487 amino acids)
Biological process (GO): protein phosphorylation
Molecular function (GO): ATP binding; protein kinase activity
Source: RefSeq, a predicted model, not a curated record
CCGACGCCGAUUGGUCAUUCUAACUCCCAAGAGGUACGCGAUGAGGCCAGGAACUUUGGAUGCAAGCAGGGUCGGCACGAAGGAAUCGUCUUCCACGAGAUCAAUGUGGAUGGUUCCAACGCACAACAGUUCCAUCGCCACUUCAACGCUAGCCUCGCUGCCUCUAAAGCUGCUAGAAACUUAGCUGUGAUUGUUUAUCUCGGCGGCAUCCGGUACUUGGGCGGCAUAUCAAGCCCAAACUCGUCCGUCGCGCACAUCCAUUCGCUCAGAACGACCAGUCUUUUUGGGACCAUUGGCGCCAAGUACAUCCCGUGGGACCUACAAGCGCUGCAUAGUGUCGACGCCGACGUGCUGUUAAUGACCAAUUUUGCCUCACGCGAGUUUCUACACUGUCUCCGAUUCAAGCCACCGGAACCCAUAGUUCAGAAUGAGCAUCGCCUGGAGCUCCUGACGUUUAAUUCUAACGAUGCCAAGUCCUUUGCGGAAUGCCUCUCCGAGUUCAACGACAUCCAGCAGACUUUGGAGAGAUCCAACCCACUCGGAUUUUCGCUCGACGCGUCUGCAAACGAUUUGCCAAGCGCCAGGUGCGGCACACCAUCCAAUAUUCGAUGCAGGGGCGGCGGAUCAAAGUCGAGAUUCCCUAUGAGCCCCGGAUGGCGAUAGGGGAGGACCUGCGCAUGCAAGUCAAGGAUAUCGGUUUCCGGCGUGACAUCAUAUCAGGAACCCAGGACAUCUGGCUGACAAGCCCCUGUUCCAUGUUCACCCCCGAACACGUCAAGCUCAAGGCACAGGAUAUCUCCAGGCAAGCCAAACUAUUAGUGAAGCCUCCUACUGGUUCCCGUGCUGAGAUUUGGAAAAUGCUUCUGGACUAUCAGUCCGAUAUCGCAGAUCCGCGGACCAUCGGGACGAUCUGCGUGGCUGUCAAAAGAUUCAUUCCUCCAAGCUCAGACACUACGCAGAGCGAGCAGCUCAGGAAAACUUUCCAGCUCGAAAGGAACAACCUCAUCAAGAUGGUGAAGUGGCCGCACCCCAACAUCCUGACCAUGCUCGGCUCCUUCGAGCUCGUCAAACGUGGCUCCACUGUCUCCUUCAACCUCAUCUUCCCUUUCGCAACGGGCGACGACCUGGCAGCCUUUAUGCGACUCCCCCUGUCCGCUCAUGACGACCUCAACGGCCCCUACCCGCUCGGAUUCGUCGUAUGCGAAGAGUAUGGUGCCUGGGCGCACGGCGUGCUGGAUGAGUGCGCCGGCCUGCUCUCCGCGCUGGCCUACAUCCACCACGGGCUCGACGGCCAGAUCAUCAUCCAUCGUGACAUCAAGCCGGCUAACAUCCUGAUCCACGAGCGACGCUUCAAGUUGGCCGACUUUGGCGCCUCGCGCAUCAAGUCCAGCGCGACGGCCUCCGCCACCGCCCGCUGGGCCGGCACCGAGACGUACAGCCCGCCGGAGUUGCUCCAACCCCGCGACGGUGAGGAGAGAGCCCGUUUCGGGCGGGCUCGAGAUGUUUGGGCGCUGGGGUGCGUUUUGCUCGAGGUCGCCGUCAUGCUAGCGGCGUGCCAACAUGCGGACGUGGUGCCGUCGGUCGAAGGCUUCAGGAUGAUGCGAACACGGGCAUCCGAGAAACCCGGCGAGGAUCCCGGGACGGAUGCGUUUGCGCAGACAAUGGAGUGCGUGCGAGCCACGGCGCAGCUUUUCACCCAGUUGCAAGACAGCCAUCUAUUGUGCCUAGUCGAUGUGGCCAUGAAGAUGCUCGACAUAAACCCUGACACGAGACCCCAAGCAUCAGUAAUGUACGAUCAAAUGACGCGGACGUACGCGGCCAUCGUGGAUGAAUGCCACAUCGACUACAAACCUCCCGUUCGCGAAGUGUCCCGGCGUGAUACCCAGGCGACGCGGCCUACAUCCCCUGAACCGGAUGAGCUGGCGCGGUUUUGGUACCUCGCAUUCUGACACAACAACUACCAUCGCUUCUAUCCCGUUAAGCCGUCGACUAUGAUGAUAAUGUGCAUGUUCUUGGCCGGUUGUGGACUUAUCGUUGCUUUUACACUCAUAAUAGUACUUGACGUAUCGAAUUCAAAGAUGGGUAUUUGGGGUGUCUUGCGUUUCCCUGUGCUAGGGACUCUGCUUGGUUUGUUCCUCUCCUGGCUUGCACUUUCUCCGAUCCCCUGUUACUUCCUUAUGUGGGUGCUUAAGCGGCAGGCGGUCACGUAUUUGGAGCCUUCCACUGCCGUCACAGGAGGCUUUCAAGAAGCCAGCCCUGAUAUAUUGGCGGAAGAAAGAAAUCAGACCUUACCUGCAUCACAAGAGGGUAGAA